AUGACGCACAUCAAGGACAAACCCCACAAGUGCAGCCUCUGCUCCAAGUCCUUCCCGACGCCGGGCGAUCUCAAGUCGCACAUGUACGUCCACAACGGGUCCUGGCCGUUCAAGUGUCACAUCUGCUCCCGGGGCUUCUCCAAGCAGACGAACCUGAAAAAUCACCUCUUCCUGCACACCGGUGAUAAGCCGCACGUCUGCGAAAUCUGCAACAAAUCGUUCGCGCUGGCCUGCAAUCUGAAGGCGCACAUGAAGACGCACGAGGACACGGGGUCGAGCCACGAGGGCGAGUCGAACCGGAGCACUCACAGCCACAGCGAGGGCGAGGAGUCCAGCUCGUCGCCGCCGUCAUCGCUGCAGGGCAGCCAGCAAGGCGCGGGCGCCUUCGAGAAGGCCGACUCCGAACGGUUAGCUUCCUUCUCCAAGCAUCUCCUGUUCUCGAGCUACACCAAACAGAUGCUGUCCGGGGUCGGCUGA
Molecule: messenger RNA, 477 nt
Organism: Anopheles cruzii
Lineage: Eukaryota; Metazoa; Arthropoda; Insecta; Diptera; Culicidae
Product: zinc finger protein 226-like
Exons: 3
Coding region: 1-477 (158 amino acids)
Biological process (GO): regulation of transcription by RNA polymerase II
Cellular component (GO): nucleus
Molecular function (GO): DNA-binding transcription factor activity, RNA polymerase II-specific; RNA polymerase II cis-regulatory region sequence-specific DNA binding
Source: RefSeq, a predicted model, not a curated record